This is a messenger RNA of Ahaetulla prasina, 2323 nucleotides long. It is a transcript of the gene UTP15, whose product is annotated as UTP15 small subunit processome component. NCBI's taxonomy places the organism in Eukaryota, Metazoa, Chordata, Lepidosauria, Squamata, Colubridae. Gene Ontology annotation, molecular function: protein binding. Gene Ontology annotation, biological process: rRNA processing; positive regulation of transcription by RNA polymerase I. Gene Ontology annotation, cellular component: nucleolus. The record is from RefSeq and is a predicted model, not a curated record. The coding region runs from base 241 to 1770 and encodes 509 amino acids. The transcript has 13 exons.
AGCGGUUGCCAACGAGAAAAGCGCUCACCCUAUGCCCAUGCCGGCGCAGAAGUUAGGGAGGAGGCGCGGUGUGAUGACGUAGCUCUGAGCCGCUACCCUGUGCUGCCAUGGCGGCUCUCUCGGAGGCAGCGUGAGCUUGAAGAACCGGAGGUCCAGGUUGCAUCUAGAAAAUUUUAUCCCUAUGAAGUUUAUAGGUAGAAGAUUGCUUUCUGCUCCUGGAGAAAUUUCAUUUAAGAAACAAUGGCAAAUUACAAGCCUGUAAUAGUUCAGACAUUUCCAAAGCUUGGAGAAAAAAUUACAAAGGAUACUUUGUAUUGGAAGAAUUAUAAGACUCCCAUUCAGAUAAAGGAAUUUGGUGCAGUGAAUAAUAUACACUUUUCUCCAGUUCCUCCAUAUAAUUAUGCUGUGACAGCCUCAUCAAGGAUUCACAUAUAUGGACGAUAUUCACAAGAGCCAAUCAAAACAUUUUCCCGCUUCAAAGAUGUCGCUUAUUGUGCUACCUAUCGAGAGGAUGGCCAGCUGCUUGUUGCUGGCAGUGAAGAGGGCAGAGUUCGGAUCUUUGACAUUGGUGGGAGAGCACCAUUAAGGCAAUUUGAAGGCCACUCCAAAGCAGUACACGUUGUAGGAUUUCUGUCUGAUAAGUACCGAAUAAUGUCUGGAGCAGAUGAUUACACAACACGGGUCUGGGAUGUUUCAACCUCGUCUGAAAUAGCAUGCUACAAAGAGCACACAGAUUAUGUAAGAUGUGGCUGUACUAGUAAACUGAAUGCAGAUCUUUUUGUAACAGGUUCCUAUGACCAUACAGUGAAAGUAUAUGAUACACGGACAGACAAAAGUAUUAUGAGGAUAGAACAUGGGCAGCCAGUUGAGAGUGUUAAUCUGUUUCCUUCUGAAGGUCUUCUUGUGACAGCAGGUGGUCGCUACAUUAAAAUCUGGGAUAUCCUUAAAGGAGGCCAGCUAUUAGUGUCCUUGAGAAAUCACCAUAAAACUGUAACCUGUUUGUGUUUGAGUAGUUCUGGUCAAAGGCUGCUUUCAGGCUCCCUAGAUCGGCAUGUGAAGAUUUACAGUACAACUUCCUACAAAGUAGUGCACAGUUUUAACUAUGAAGCAUCAAUUCUCAGUCUUGCAUUAGCACCUGAGGAUGAAGCUUUGGUUGUAGGUAUGACAAAUGGCAUAUUGAAUGUUAAACAUCGGAAGCAUGAAGGAGUAAAAGAGGUUUUGCAUCGGAGAAGGCCUGCAUACCGAACCUUUGUGAGAGGAAAAAAUUAUCUGCCAAAGCAGGAUGAUUUAUUUGUCAGCAAGCCUGUGAAGAACUAUUUGAAGAAAUAUGACAAGUUCCUGCGAACUUUCCAGGUUUCCAAGGCUCUGGAUGUAGUACUUCAAGGCCCUGAGAAAAAGAAUCCACCUGAAGUUACAGUUGCUGUCAUGCAAGAAUUAAACCGCAGAGGAACCCUGAAAAAUGCACUUGCUGGCCGGGAUGAAAAGCAGCUCAAUGUCCUCCUUUCUUUCUUAAUAAGAAAUGUGACUGAUGCAAGAUAUGCUCCUGUACUGAUAAAUGUUGCAGAACUCAUUAUAGAUAUAUAUAUGCCUGUGAUUGGACAAUCCCCAGUUAUUGAUAAGCAGUUUCUGAAACUUCAAAAUCUUGUAGAGAAAGAGAUUGAUUAUCAAGAGGAAUUGCUAGAAGUUUUGGGAAUGAUGGAUGCACUGUUUGCUACCAUGACAAGAAAACAAUCCAGUUCCAUGGAUGUGAACAAAACAGUUGAGCUAUAAAAAAAAACACUGGAACUGUGCUGAGAAAUUUCACCAGUGGAAUCUACAUUUAAGCUCUUAUUUGCACCCAAAAGUAAACAUUACUUUUGACUGGAGAGUGACACAUCUUCUGAAAUAUUUUAAGGCAGCCAGGGUGGAUUUUUAAAUUCAAAUGCUAUUUUAUUUUAACCCUUUUAUUUAUGCAAAUUCAUCAGGCUUUCUGUUUUAGAUUAUCCAAAUAUUUUUCUAAUCAUUAAAAUUGUCAGCUGCUAAAGUAGAAAUGAAUGCCAGAACUUGAGGAAAACUGUUAUCAUAUCUUACUUGCAAACUCUCUCAUGGGACCAUUUGUAUUUAAUCAGGUCUGCUUUCAUUUGGAAAAACCAAGCCUUUGGAGAUGUUUCUGUGCCAACUUUCAACAAAAUUAUUUCUAUAAAAAUAUUCUGUAUAUGUAUCGUAUCUAAGGAUGCUUAUGCUGACUCUUUUAAAAUUUUAAAUUCUAAGAAUUUAUCAUAAACAUGUACUUUCUGUUGAUACCUCAGUAGAUGAAAAUAAAUGAUAACAGUUGGCUAAACAA